UUUAACACAGCUGACGUUACCAUUCAUUCAAUUACAAUUCAUUACGUUCUGGCGUUACCAUUUAACCAUUUAAUUUGAUAAUAAAAAAAAAAUGUUUGCUUGCUGUAAUAUGCUGAAAAGUGCAUUCUAAGGAAAACAAAAACAAUCUUUUUCUCUUCUUAGUCUUGGAAAUAAGAAAACAACGAAGUAUUGUAUUGAUCCAGUAAAAAAAUUAAGGAUUAAGAAAAAUUGUUUACAAAUAUCAAUAUUAUAUUUUGGGACAAUUUUGUUAAAUUUGAACGUAGAUAUGGCGUCGUCUUCCUCUGUUGAACUUGAGGCUAUAAGUGCGGUGGAAAAGGAGCUUGAUCGCGUUAUUAAUAAAUUUACAGAGAUUAAAGAAAAUGCUGCGGCUGAAAUUAAUGAUGUUGCUACUUUGCUAGAAGAACUUAUGAGAGCUCUAAGCAAAGCAGAACAAGAAAUGACUGGCAGUACGAUUAAUACUGGCACUCAAGUCGAUACUGACGACCCGAUGGCCGAUGAAGCAGAUAUGCAAGUGGAAAUGGAGCCUUCCCCACCACGCUUGACCGAUAGCCAGAUUGCUAUUAUAACUGAGGCUUUACAGAAAGCCAAUGAGAAAUUGCAGCGUCUAUCGACUAAUCAUAAGGAACUGCACGGCGCCGUUUCCAAAGUGGGCAAAGUGAUUGAUCGCAAUUUUAUUUCCGAUUUCACGGCGACCACGCGUACUGAUGCUUUGCAAGAUGGGGAGAAUAUGAUGCUACUAAAUAAAGUGAUGGCGAAGCACUAUUGCCGCCAGGGCAUGGAUGACGUAGCUCGGCUGUUGAUCGAAGAAUCCAAUAUGCCUGAAGAUAUGGCCCGUGAGGUCUUUGAAUCGGAAAGUAGCUUUGCUGAAAUUUACCGCAUAUGGAAGGCUAUACAACAGCAUAAUUUAAAACCGGCUUUGGAAUGGACUGCACGAUAUUCCAAUGAACUAAUAGCCAAGAAUUCUUCCUUGGAAUUUAAGUUACAUCGCUUAGCUUUUUUGCAAAUCAUUUCGCGAGGAAUGUCUGCCCAAACUGAGGCCAUAGUUUAUGCCCGCAAUAAUUUUUACAAAUUUGUCGAUCGUUUCGAAAGUGAAAUUCCUAACUUGAUGGGUUGCUUCAUAUAUCUACCGUUGGGAAUUGAGAAUUCUCCGUAUAAACAUCUAAUAUCGACCGAAAUGUGGACUGAGGCAUCGUAUGUCUUUUUAAAAGAUGCCUGCAAUACAUUAGGCAUUAGUAAGAAUUCAGCUUUGUCGGUGGUUAUUAACGCAGGCUGUACUGCGCUGACUGCUUUGCUCGCUAUUAAGCAGGUUAUGCAAUCUAGGCAAGUUCUUAAUAUUUGGUGCGGUCGUGAUGAGUUACCUAUCGAGAUUGAUUUAGAUCCUGAAUAUCGUUACCAUUCAAUAUUCGCUUGCCCGAUUUUGAGACAACAGACCACUGAAGAAAACCCCCCUAAGAAGUUAACCUGUGGUCAUGUUAUAUCGAAUGAUGCUUUACAUAAGCUUAGUAACGGUCAUAUACUGAAGUGUCCAUAUUGCCCAGUGGAACAAAAUGCUGACGAGGCGGUGCGAAUUUAUUUCUAAAUAUAUGAAGAUUUU
Molecule: messenger RNA, 1615 nt
Organism: Glossina fuscipes
Lineage: Eukaryota; Metazoa; Arthropoda; Insecta; Diptera; Glossinidae
Gene: Sou
Product: E3 ubiquitin-protein ligase RMND5A
Exons: 3
Coding region: 287-1600 (437 amino acids)
Biological process (GO): proteasome-mediated ubiquitin-dependent protein catabolic process
Cellular component (GO): nucleus; cytoplasm; GID complex
Molecular function (GO): ubiquitin protein ligase activity; protein binding
Source: RefSeq, a predicted model, not a curated record